This is a messenger RNA of Babesia bovis T2Bo, 673 nucleotides long. RefSeq names its product putative integral membrane protein. The record is from RefSeq and is a predicted model, not a curated record. The transcript is spliced from 2 exons. The coding region runs from base 230 to 646 and encodes 138 amino acids. NCBI's taxonomy places the organism in Eukaryota, Apicomplexa, Aconoidasida, Piroplasmida, Babesiidae.
GCAACGUACAUACGACAUUUCAACUUCAAUUAGUUAUAAAUGCAAAUAAAAGCGAUUCGAAUCCAUAGUGAUGUGCAACAUACGAUAAUAUAGGAAAAACUUGGACAACAAAAGUAGUACAAAAUCAGUAACAGUCAUCUAUGAGAUGAAACGGCCUAACCAUUGAAUAGGCAAAGAGAUAGUGAAUAAAAUGUAAUCUAACUCAAGGGGUGUAAGAAGACACCGUCCCAUGCAACGCUACAUCAGAGAAGGGACAUAUGUUCCCAUCAUCCUGUUUAGCGUCAUCCUUACAACGUGCGCAUUUCAAGUCAAUCAUAGACCACUUACACCUUAUGGAGCAAUAUAUGGCCAAGCAGAAGGAGUAAAAGUACCCAACCUAGGGCCAAUCGUAAAGGGAAACAAGGUACAGGCAGAUGGAUAUGUAGUAGAAUGCAGAGGUGGAACGUCAUACGUAGUACAGAUAGCUAAUUCAUAUAAGACUGUGCUAUGUGAACUAGGAGGUACACUAUACCGCAAACGCAAGCUGUUGACAAUAAAUACCAAAGUUAAAAUAGAAAUGCACAUAUUCGCACCAGAUAGAGGUAGAAUUGUACAGCGUUUAGACUCUUUAGAAGAAUUGUUAUCAGCAUCUAAAGUGAAGCGAUAGUUGAAACAAAUAAUUGCAGAAGUAAUG